Molecule: messenger RNA, 2639 nt
Organism: Aphidius gifuensis
Lineage: Eukaryota; Metazoa; Arthropoda; Insecta; Hymenoptera; Braconidae
Product: metacaspase-2-like
Exons: 2
Coding region: 116-2536 (806 amino acids)
Biological process (GO): homophilic cell-cell adhesion
Cellular component (GO): membrane; catenin complex
Molecular function (GO): cadherin binding; calcium ion binding
Source: RefSeq, a predicted model, not a curated record
UGCCAGUCAACACUCAACCACGCGGUCUCACAAUAAAUUAUAAUAAAUAUUAAAAUUAUUACCAUUGUCAUCGAGUGAUUGUUAAUUAAAUAUUUGUCAUUAAAUAUAGCAAAUAAUGUCAAGUGAUAAAGAUCCAUUUGUCACUGAUAAAUCAACAAAUAAAUACAUCAAAUUAUGGAAAAUUAAAACAAUUAUAUUGUUAUUAUUAUUAAUAAUAGUUACACUAAUUAUUGGUACUGUAUUAAUUGUUCGUAAGCAUAAUUUUGAUUCUGAAAAAUGUGAAUACAACAUUAAAAUAACUGAGGGAAAUAUAACAAAUGAUUGUAUAACAAAUUUAAAUGCAUAUUAUGCUGAUUUUAAUUUAUUCAAUAAUAAUAAAAAUAGCCAUGAAAAUAUUAAAUACAUCAUUACAAAUAAAAUACAUAAUUCAUUAUUUCAUAUUGAUGAAAAUGGCUGUAUGAUUAUGAAAAAUAAAUUAUACAAAUACAUGAAUAACAACAAUAAAAUAAUGACAAUAAAUAUUAUACCACGUGAUGAUUAUUAUUGGAUAAAUAUGAAUAAUUAUCCGUACAAAAAUAUAACAGUUAACAUUGAAUUAUCAGAUGCAAAUGAAAAUUAUAAAAAAUCAAAUUUCAUAAUAAACAGCAACAACAAUUGUAUACCAUUUAGAGAAAAAUUAUUUCCACGUGAAAUAAUAAAUCUUGAUGAAUAUAAUAUUGAUAAAAGUAAUUUAACAUAUAGAAUAAAUAAAUUAAAUAACAGCCAAAUGAUUUAUGAUAAAUUUGAUAUUAAAAAUAAUGGUAUUAUUGAUAGUCGAGUUAUAUUUGAUUAUCAUGAUAAAAAUAUGUACAAUAUAUCAUUAUUAAUAACUGAUAAUAAGUACAUGAUGACUGAUGAAUUAUUGCUAACAAUAUGUAUUGAAAAAAAUGAUGAUAAACUUGAUUUUUGUAAGGAUAAAUCAACAUUUGAAAUAUCAACUAAACAACAGUAUGAAUAUUUUAUAAAUACAACAACACCAAUUACAAAAUUGUGUUUAAAAAAUAAUUUUAAUCAAGUAUCAUUCAAGAUAACAUCUGGUAAUGAUGAUGAACAAUUUAUGAUAACAUCAACAGGUGAAAUUUAUGUUAAUGAUAUAUUUUCUGAUUAUAAAAAUGAUAUGAUAUAUGAACUAACAAUAAAUGCAAUUGAUGAAAUAUUUAAUUACAAUAUUGAUAAAAAAAUUAAAAUAAUUAUUAAAAAAUUUAAUAAUUAUUCACCAGUAUUUAAAAGUCAUAAUGAUACAAUUGAUAUUGUGAUUGAUAAGGAUAUUGAAGGUUGUUUAAUUAACGUUGAAGCAUAUGAUCCUGAUAUUGAUGAUGAAAAAAUUAAUCAACAUGUUAUUUAUGGUUUAUCUGAGCCACAAUAUUUUGACAUUGAUAAUAAUGGUUGUGUUAAGUUAAUUAAAAAAAUUAAAAAUACUCAAUACAAUUAUUAUCCAAGUAAUAAGCUUGAUAUAUUUGCAUUUGACAAUGAUGGUGAUGGACCAACAUCUCUCAAAACAAGUAUUCAAAUAAAUAUCAAUUUUAUAAGAGCAAAUUACAAUGAAGUAUUUACAUUGCCAUAUAAAAUAUAUUAUUUAGAAGAUAAUAAUUCACCUGGUUUUAUUGUUAAUUUAACAGCAAACAGUAACAAUGCAACAAGUGUAUUUAAACAAUUUAAAUUCGUCAUUAAUUUAACAACAAAAAGAGGAAAAUUAAUGUCAAAAUUAUUUGAAAUACGUGGUGAUAAUGAGCUUUAUUCAACAGCCAAGCUUCAUUCAAACAACAGAGUUAAACCAAUUAUUCCAAUAACAAUAAUUAGCAAAGAUGAUUCAUCAAUUAAUUCAAGUGUUGAUUUAACAAUACAUGUUCCUAAAAAUUAUAGCGAAUUUAAAUUUUCAAAGGAUCGUUAUGUGUUUAAUAUUUUUGAUGAUAAAAAUAUCAAUGAACAUUUUAUUUCAGUCUAUACAUUACCAGCUUCAAAUGAAAUUGUUAAAUUUAAUAUUAUAUCUGGUAAUGUUAAUGAUACAUUUAAACUUGAUUAUAAUAAUAUUCAACUGAAUAAUAAACUUGAUUAUAAUAAAGUCAAAAAAUAUCAGUUGGAAAUUGAAGCUGUGUGUGGUGCUGACAGAGACACAUCAAUUGUUGAAAUAUUCAUCAUGAAAUCCAAUGACACUGGCUUGAUAUUUCAUGAUAAUUUAAAUGCUCAAACAAAUUUACAAUUAACAAAUCAAAAUUCAAUUAAUAAUCAUUGUUUAUAUGAUUUAAGUGUUGAUGUUAAUGAUGAUAUUGGUGAUCAAAUAAUAUCAUAUUCAUUUACAAACAAUGAUUAUUCUUAUUUUGAUAUUGAUACUGAUAAAAAUUGCUUAAUUAAAAGUAAAAAUUUUAAAAAUACAGCUGUGGAUUAUCUUCAUGAUGAUGAUAAUUAUUUAGCAGUUAGUGUUGUUGCUUAUGUUGAUGAUGAUUGGCAUAUUGAAAGAAGAAAAGAAAUUAUUAUUAACAUUAUGCCAUUUAAGUAAUUUAUUAUUUAUUAUUAUUUUUCCUUCUCCCCUCGCCCCCCCUUGUGUACAUUAAACCCUAAAAAUUUUUAAUAAAGAUUCUUUGAUAAUAAUUUAUAAAUAA